CCACCACCACCCAGCGCCGGCGUCCUGCCCGUCGCCCUGCUUCAAAAAUCGCAAACAACCCACACACCCCGCAACCAGAAGCCCCCGCAGCCUCGCCUCAAGCUCAUCUGUCGCCGCCUGCCCCCGGGUCUGACCAAGCAAGAGUUUGUCAAUGUCCUGGGCGACGACUGGAAGCUGGGCGCUGGCAGGAUCGACUGGCUCAGCUACCGCAAGGGCAAAAUCUCCACCGACGCCGCAAAGCCCUCUAAGCCUGCCCGUGCCUACCUGCACGUAACCAAGCCUGACCAUGUAAAGGCCCUCGGCGACUAUAUCCGAGCCCUUUCCUUCCACGACGCUGCAAAGUCGUGGCAGGACCCCGUCCUCGUCGGGCCCCCUACGCUUGAGUAUGCUCCCUACCCCAAGAUGCCUGGUGGCCGCCGUCGCAACGACAACCGCCAGGGCACCAUCGACCAGGACCAGGAGUUCAAGGACUUUCUUGAGAGCCUUACUAACCCCAUCACCAAACCCCCUGCCCCAGAAAGCGAAGCCCCCAAGGACAAGGUCAAGACAACGCCUCUGAUCGAAGCACUCCGUGAGAAAAAGGCAAAUAGGGACAAGCCAAGUACAAAGCCCAACCGACAAGCUCGUGCAGAGGCCAAGGAGGACGCCGCAGAGCGCGCCGAAAAGAAGAUCCUGACAAAGUCGACAAAGGAGAAUGCCCCUACCGCGUCCGACAAGACCCGCCGUUCAAACAAGGCUGACAAGGCCCAAGCCACCAAGGAUGCCGUCAAGAUACUCAACAAGGAAGCUGCUUCUUCCAAGACAUCUGCUGCUGCCACCCCGGCCGACAAGGCCUCCACAAAUCCAGCCCCAGAGCGCAAGCGCGGAAACGUCGCACUUGCAAAGUCGAUGCUCCAGCGCGACCUUGGAGUAGCACCUGCACCCAACCGUCGUCGUGGCACCAAGCGUGAGGUCACUUCAGCCACACCCGAUGCUGCUCCCCCAGUCAAGGAAACAAAGCCAUCCGAUGACAAAGCCAAGGGCGCUGCCGCUACCCUUCCAGCCGUAUCCGCUACCCCAGACAAGUCUGCCCACUCAAACAGGAAGGAACGCCCAACCCGUGCCGAACGACGUGCGUUCAAGGCGAACCAGGGCGACAAGGCUAAUGAUAAGGCUACGACUGCCGAAGCCAAGUCACAGACGCCAGUAAAGACACCCGCUCCCCAGAUUCUGAAGAAGCCUCAGCCCGCUCAGUCGCAAACAACACCAAAAGGUCCAGCCGCCUCACGAGCCCCACCAUCGCAGCCGCAGGCUCCUCCCACAAAGGCAGACAGUACUCCGACCCCUGCCGCCAACAACACCUCAAAAGCUACCCCGGCACAGUCUGCCCCCGCGCCCACAAGUAAACAAGCCUUCCUCAAGCAUGCCAACCCCAGCCAGGGUAUCACCGAGCCCCUCAUCGAAGAAGCCAUGAAGCUCUUUGGCGCCAUUGAAAAGGUCGAAAUUGACAAGCGCAAGGGCUUCGCCUACGUCGACUUUACUGAACCUCAAGGUCUUCAAAAGGCCAUGGCUGCGAGCCCAAUCAAGAUUGCUCAGGGCGCUGUCCAGGUACUCGAGCGAAAGGAAAAGGUGGCCAGGAAUCCUCGCUUCAAUGGCCCCACUCCACCAGGUCCUGCUCGUGGCGGAGGUCGCACCAACUUUGCUCCCCGUGGAGGACGGGGUGGCCGUGGAGCCGCAAGAGGUGGAGGUCAGGUUAACUCCAAUCCCGCUCCAAGUGCUAGCGAUUCGGCUCCUACAGUUGCUUCACCUGGCCCUGCCCCCGUUGCAACAUGA
Molecule: messenger RNA, 1812 nt
Organism: Bipolaris sorokiniana ND90Pr
Lineage: Eukaryota; Fungi; Ascomycota; Dothideomycetes; Pleosporales; Pleosporaceae
Exons: 1
Biological process (GO): nuclear-transcribed mRNA catabolic process, nonsense-mediated decay; positive regulation of translation
Cellular component (GO): cytoplasm; nucleolus
Molecular function (GO): mRNA binding
Source: RefSeq, a predicted model, not a curated record